CAUUGACACACUCACCAGAGUAGAACACUGUGGGACAGCUAUUACCUCUUCAACAUAGAGAAAGACACUGCUGCUGAGUUCUUCUGCCCUGGACUGGACUCUCUCUCUCUCUCUCUCUCUCUCUCUGUGUCUCUCUGGAUAUCCUUACUCUUCACAGCAGAAGGAGAUUUGUGUCAAAGAUAUGAAGAAACCAACAUCUGUGUUUAGCAAUAUAAAGCUGUUUGUGCUGUGUCAUGGCCUGCUGCAGCUCACCCAGCUGCUCUACAGUUCCUACUUUAAGAGCACCAUCACCACCAUUGAGAGACGCUUUGGCCUCAGCAGUUUCUCCUCUGGCACCAUCUCCUCUCUGCACGAGGUGGGGAACACCAUUCUGAUAGUGUUUGUGAGUUACCUGGGCAGCAGGGUCCAUCGGCCUCGUCUCAUUGGACUGGGUGGUCUGCUGAUGUCCAUCAGCGCUCUCAUCCUGGCCCUACCUCACUUCCUGUCCCAGCCCUAUAACUAUGACUCUGUCAUACAUGAUCGCCAAGACCUGUGUUCCCUCCAGGGUCCCUCCAACACCACAGAGGCCUGUGGAAAGACAGAGAUCAAGCGUAUAGCAGACACCAACAACUUGUGGCUGCUCAUGGCUAUAGCUCAGCUGCUGUUCGGGGUGGGGUCUGUUCCCAUACAACCCUUUGGUAUCUCUUAUGUGGAUGACUUCGCCGGACGAGGCAACUCCCCCCUCUACAUAGCCAUCCUGUUUGCCCUGUCUGUGUUUGGACCUGCCUUCGGCUUCCUGCUGGGCUCCGUCAUGCUGAGGAUCUAUGUGGAUGUGGAUAGAACCGGCUCAGGUAGGUACUGUCUGGCCCCUACAGACCCUCGCUGGGUGGGUGCGUGGUGGAUGGGCCUCCUCAUCUCCUCUGCCAGCCUAGCCCUGACCUCCAUCCCAUACUUCUUCUUUCCUCGCAGCAUGCUGCUGGAAGGCAAUAGUGGAACUGAAGCUGCCAUUCAGAAUGAAGACUCCAAAAAGCCAGACUUCUCAAUGCUUGAUUUCCUGAAGAUGUUCCCCAGGCUGUUUGUUCGUCUGCUCCUCAGUCCUCUGUUCCUGCUGUUGGUUCUGUCUCAGUGCUGUUUCUCUUCAGUCAUCGCUGGCCUCGCCACCUUCCUCACCAAGUUCCUGGAGAGACAGUACAGUACGACCACCGCUUACAGCAACCUGCUCAUAGGUGCGGUGAACCUUCCGUCCGUUGCCGUGGGGAUGCUGGUGGGCGGAGUCAUCAUGAAGAGGACCGGUCUCUCUCUGAAGACCAUCCCUCGUUUUUCUGUCGCCAUGCUCACCAUCUCUGUCCUCCUCAUCAUCCCUCUCUUCUUCAUGGGCUGCCCCACACAGAGGGUGGCGGAGGUCAACUACUCACCCCGUGGGUUUCUGGCUACCUGUUAUUCUAACUGCUCCUGUCCUGCUGACUCCUUUAACCCAGUGUGUGGAUCUGACAACACGGAGUACCUGUCUCCCUGCCACGCAGGCUGCAAAGACUACACCAAAGACCCUAAGAACAAAUUCAGGGUUCUGAAGUACACAGACUGUAUCUGUAUAGCUUACAGCCAGGGUAGUGGUGGGGGUACUGCCCGCCCCGGUCCUUGCCCCAACCAAUGUCCUCACUUCCUGCUUCCUGUCAUGUUCCUCAUCUCUCUGGCCGGGUUGAUCGCCUCCCUAACACACAACCCCAUCUAUAUGAUGGUCCUCAGAACUGUUCCCCAUGAAGAUAAAUCCUUUGCCAUAGGAGUCCAGUUUUUGCUCAUGAGAGUGCUUGCCUGGUUACCAGCCCCAGCCCUGUUCGGCAUUGUCAUCGACAGCUCCUGUAUUUGGUGGAAACAAGCCUGUGGCAACCGGCUGGGCUGUGGUUACUAUGACAAUAACAUCCUGAGGAACAGGUACCUGGGCCUGCAGGUGGGCUUCAAGGUGAUGGGGAUCUUCCUGCUUGGGGUGGUGGGCUGGAAGGUCCUGAGGACCAGGGAGUACAGCCUGGAGAAGAGGCCUGAUGGACCACUCUGA
Messenger RNA from Oncorhynchus kisutch (coho salmon), 2032 nucleotides. RefSeq names its product solute carrier organic anion transporter family member 2A1. The record is from RefSeq and is a predicted model, not a curated record. Bases 182 to 2032 code for a protein of 616 amino acids. Gene Ontology annotation, cellular component: basolateral plasma membrane. Gene Ontology annotation, biological process: prostaglandin transport; transmembrane transport; sodium-independent organic anion transport. Lineage: Eukaryota; Metazoa; Chordata; Actinopteri; Salmoniformes; Salmonidae. The transcript has 14 exons. Gene Ontology annotation, molecular function: prostaglandin transmembrane transporter activity; protein binding.